GCCGCUGCGUCGCUUUGCUCUGAAAAAAUAUGCGUCAACGGCACAUGUUACGAGCACGGUGGGCUGCAGGUCUGCUUGUGCAACCCACCCUACUCCGGUUCAGUUUGCUCAGACAUCAAAUUAAUGUGUUCGAACGGAUGUGGCAUUAAAUCUAGCACAGGAAUUGAUUGCGCUAGCGCCUUAUGCUCUUUGGGUGCCUGCCUAGACACCCAAACUCCACCGUUCUACAAGUGCGACUGCGGGGACUUCUUCACUGGCGAUAACUGUGAAACGCACAACAACCCCUGUACCAGUAAAGCGUCAAAUCCCUGCGGGCAAGGCACAUGCACCUUUGCUCCGGGAAGAGGCAGUGGUACAGUAACAUGCACUUGCAACGACGGCUACGAAACUGCUCCGGGGGCCAGUAUGACGACCAUCAAAUGGGGAGACAGUCAAGUGCUCCAGGCCGCCCCUUGCACAGUCCAGUCAACUCGGGGUAUGGCCAACAUACAUUUCACGCUGUCAUCUGGGGAAUUAAUCUUUUGGUGGUCAGUAUUAGCUAUCUCGCUCCUUGUGCUGACUUGGUGCUGCUAUACCGUCUUUUCAGAGUGCUGCGGGAGCUGGUCUGGUGCUUUUCGGGCGGCCAAGGCAGCCAAGAAUGCGGGGCUCUGA
Cyclospora cayetanensis is the source of this 651-nucleotide messenger RNA. Its product is annotated as delta and Notch-like epidermal growth factor-related receptor. The transcript has a single exon. The record is from RefSeq and is a predicted model, not a curated record. Bases 124 to 651 code for a protein of 175 amino acids. NCBI's taxonomy places the organism in Eukaryota, Apicomplexa, Conoidasida, Eucoccidiorida, Eimeriidae.